UCAGUUUUUCUUCAAUUUUUCGGUAAUAUUAACCUCAACAAUAUCCUCUGGCAACGCGUAAAUCUUUGCUCCAAUCUUUCGUCCACAAGUGAUUGCAUAUUUUGCAUUUGACAUUUUAUCCUCAUUACUUUUGCCACUUUUCACCAAACUAUGAUCAAUAACGUUUGGUUUAAUUGAAUCAAUCAGAUCCAAUACAACUUUUCCAUCGGAAAUUGCCGGGUCUUGGAACGAUCGAAUUGAUGUGGAUUUUCCAGAAUUUUUGAGCUUUUCGUUAACCCAUGCAACAAUAUCCUUAUCAGUUGGCAGAGAAUCACCAGAUUGAGUAUAUUGAGCAAGAACUGAGAGGGUAUAGGCACGCAUUAGCUGCCAAACGAGAGCUAAUGUCAAUAUUUGAUUGCCGUCGUAGAUAUCUGUAACGAAAAAUUGGGUAAAUUUGGAGAAAAAUGCGAUUUUUUGGACAGGAAAAAACUACGACGACCGCGAUAAGCGUUUCGAUAUUCUGCACAUCUUCUCUUCAUUCUCGCCGCAUGACUGUGAUCUCCUUCCAAAUUCAGCUUUCCAUCAGUUGAGGUAAACUUGGAAAUUCGUUUUCCUUCAUCGAGCUCAACAUCUCCCAGUGUUCUGAUUCUGGAAAUUAAAGUUGGGAAUUUUCAAAAAAGAGCGCUUGAUCAUACUGUGCCAGAAAAUCAUCGAAAACUUCCGCAGCGAAUCCAAACAUGACGCGAAGACGCUCCUCAAUACUGUAAUCCACAAGUUUUGCCAUAUUCGGUGCUAGUUGAUUGUAAAAUCUAAAUCAAAAGUCUUAAAAAGAAGAAGGAAUGCUCUUAUCACCGUUUAUAAUAGACUCCGUCCGUUCGUCCUUCUCCUUCAAGCUCACUAAAUUCUCUGAAUAAUUUUGCUGCAACCACAGGCUCAAUGGUAUCCUUUGUCUUUUCAACGAGAUAAUUCAUAAAUCCAAUCUUGCAGAAAUAUUCUGAUCUCCUUGCAAUUUCAACUUUCCAUCAUACGAUGUAAAUUUGCAAAUUCGAUGUUUCUCAUCCAACUCAACAUCUCCUAUUGUUCUGAUUCUGUAAAGCAAAUAUCGGAAUUUUCAAAAAAAAAGUGCAAGUCCAUACUGUGUCCGAAAGUCAUUGGAAACUUCUGCAGCGGAUCCAAACAUGACUCGAACUCGCUCCUCGAUACUAUAUUCCUCAAGUUUUGCCAUAUUCGGCGCCAGAUGCUCGUGAAAUCUGAACGAAAAUUCUUGAAGAGAAGCCGGAAGAAUCUGCUCACUUGUCAUAAUAGACGUUACACGAUAAUCCAUCAUUUUCAAUCUCACUGAAUUCCGUGAGAACCUUCGUUACCACCAAUGGCUCAAUAAUAUCCUUCGAAAAAUCAAAUCAACUGGAUCGAAUAAUUCUACAAUGAAGGCCAAAGAUUUCCUGGUCAAGUUCAAAUUCUUCCUUCUUGGACUGGAUUUUUCCGAACUUCUGGAGCUUCAACAAAAUGUUCAAGAGAAGAUUGACGAGUCAGAUAUUGCAGAGAAGAUUCUCAUGUACAGCGACAUCCGCCAUGCUCUCCAAAACCUACUCUCCACAAUUUCUCAAUAACUCGAAUAUUUAGUUCUCAUUGUUUUUGACUGCAAAAUUUCUCCAUUUUCUACGUUUUUCUGUUAUUGUUUCGUUCAUAAUUGUUAUUUAUUCACUCACUUUUUU
Messenger RNA from Caenorhabditis elegans, 1694 nucleotides. It is a transcript of the gene Y73B3B.3, whose product is annotated as Signal transduction histidine kinase. The transcript is spliced from 3 exons. The record is from RefSeq and is marked reviewed. NCBI's taxonomy places the organism in Eukaryota, Metazoa, Nematoda, Chromadorea, Rhabditida, Rhabditidae. Bases 1404 to 1589 code for a protein of 61 amino acids.